Molecule: messenger RNA, 529 nt
Organism: Habropoda laboriosa
Lineage: Eukaryota; Metazoa; Arthropoda; Insecta; Hymenoptera; Apidae
Product: CB1 cannabinoid receptor-interacting protein 1-like
Exons: 2
Coding region: 29-529 (166 amino acids)
Biological process (GO): negative regulation of signaling receptor activity
Cellular component (GO): plasma membrane
Molecular function (GO): type 1 cannabinoid receptor binding
Source: RefSeq, a predicted model, not a curated record
CUCAUUCAAAGUUGAAUUAUGGGGCCAGAUGGGUGCUGAUGGACAUUUUCGAGUGACCUUAUCCCUGAGAAGGGAACCGACCGCAGGUCCAGUUUAUUGUAAAAUGGAGACCUCGGCGAGAUUUCGUCAAUUGAAGACCGUUAAACUGAGCUGCGAGGCCACGUAUCGUUUGGACAUCAGCUUCAAGCCGCCGCAACUGUUGGAAUCCCUCAGUAUAGGAGGCAAGCAAGUGGAGACGAUCGAGCGUACAAGGGACGGCACAGCCUGUGCCUACAGUGCUUAUCACAGUACGAAGGGUAUACCGGCAAGUGCUCGUGGCCAUCGUGAAGAAUUACCCAUAGCGAUGCGUGUCCUAGGUUCCGGUUACCUCACUACUUGUCUGCAGAUCAAAUAUUACCGCCAAGAUGAUCAGAGUCAUUGCGAAUGGGGCGCCAGAUUGCACUGUAUCGAAUUGGACUGUUCAAGCGUGGAAGGUAGAUUGGUUACGGUAGACCGGGAAACUUAUAGGAAACUCGGUAUAGAAUCUUAG